GAAAAAAGGCAGACACAACAUACUGAACCUCUGUCACCAUGGGGAACUGGGCUGUCAACGAGGGGCUCUCCAUCUUUGUCAUUCUGGUGUGGCUGGGGAUGAACAUCUUCCUCUUUGUCUGGUACUACAGAGUUUAUGACAAUGGAGAAAAGUACUAUUACACUCGAAAACUUCUUGGGUCGGCUUUGGCCUUGGCCAGGGCCCCUGCAGCCUGCCUGAAUUUCAACUGCAUGCUGAUCCUGCUGCCUGUCUGCAGAAAUCUGCUCUCCUUCCUCAGGGGUUCCAGUGCGUGCUGCUCAACAAGAAUUCGAAGACAACUGGACAGAAACCUCACCUUUCAUAAAAUGGUGGCAUGGAUGAUAGCACUUCACACUGCAAUCCAUACCAUUGCACAUCUGUUCAACGUGGAGUGGUGUGUGAAUGCCCGAGUCAAUAACUCUGACCCUUAUUCAAUAGCACUCUCUGAAAUUGGAGACAAAGAGGGUGAAAAUUAUCUCAAUUUUGCUCGAGAAAAAAUUAAGAACCCUGAAGGAGGCCUGUAUGUGGCUGUGACUCGCUUGGCAGGCAUCACUGGAAUUGUCAUAACACUGUGUCUUAUCUUAAUUAUCACCUCCUCUACCAAAACCAUCCGGAGAUCUUACUUUGAAGUGUUUUGGUACACACACCAUCUCUUUGUGAUCUUCUUCAUUGGUCUUGCCAUCCACGGAGCUGAACGGAUUGUACGUGGAGAGACUGACAAGAGUUUGAAUUACACUGGGAAAAAUUCAUGUAAAGACAAUUUCACACAGUGGGGAAAACCAGGCUGCCCAGUUCCGGACUUCGCUGGGAAUCCUCCUAUGACUUGGAAAUGGAUAGUGGGUCCCAUGUUCCUGUAUCUCUGUGAGCGGUUGGUCCGGUUUUGGCGAUCUCAGCAGAAGGUUGUCAUCACCAAGGUGGUCACUCACCCUUUCAAAACCAUCGAGCUACAGAUGAAGAAGAAGGGAUUCAAGAUGGAGGUGGGCCAGUACAUUUUUGUCAAGUGCCCCAAGGUGUCCAAGCUGGAGUGGCACCCUUUCACACUGACCUCUGCCCCUGAGGAAGACUUCUUUAGCAUCCACAUCCGCAUCGUUGGGGACUGGACAGAGGGACUAUUCAAUGCUUGUGGCUGUGAUAAGCAGGAGUUUCAAGAUGCCUGGAAACUACCUAAGAUAGCCGUUGAUGGACCCUUCGGUACAGCCAGUGAAGACGUGUUCAGCUAUGAGGUGGUGAUGUUGGUGGGAGCAGGGAUUGGGGUCACGCCCUUCGCAUCCAUUCUCAAGUCGGUCUGGUACAAAUACUGCAAUAAUGCCACCAAUCUGAGGCUCAAAAAGAUCUACUUCUACUGGUUGUGCCGGGAUACGCAUGCUUUUGAGUGGUUUGCAGACCUGCUGCAGCUGCUGGAGUCCCAGAUGCAGGAGAGGAACAAUGCUGAUUUCCUCAGUUACAACAUCUACCUCACUGGCUGGGAUGAGUCUCAGGCCAAUCACUUUGCUGUGCACCAUGAUGAGGAGAAAGAUGUGAUUACAGGCUUGAAGCAAAAGACUUUGUAUGGACGGCCCAACUGGGAUAAUGAGUUCAAGACAAUUGCGAGUCAACAUCCUAAUACCAGAAUAGGCGUGUUCCUCUGUGGUCCUGAAGCCUUGGCUAAAACCCUCAACAAACAGUGCAUCUCCAACUCUGACUCUGGCCCUCGGGGAGUGCAUUUCAUUUUCAACAAGGAAAACUUCUAACUCUUCCAUGAGGAAAAAAAUAUAGGUUAUUCUGGAUCAAA
Molecule: messenger RNA, 1789 nt
Organism: Urocitellus parryii (Arctic ground squirrel)
Lineage: Eukaryota; Metazoa; Chordata; Mammalia; Rodentia; Sciuridae
Gene: Cybb
Product: cytochrome b-245 beta chain
Biological process (GO): superoxide anion generation; defense response
Cellular component (GO): plasma membrane; NADPH oxidase complex
Molecular function (GO): superoxide-generating NAD(P)H oxidase activity
Source: RefSeq, a predicted model, not a curated record